UCUUGACGUACUUUUUUCACUCACUGGGAAUUAACGGACAUCUGAGGAUCGUGUGGAUGCGCGUGUUCGGAGGGACGCGGAGAUGGAUUUGCUGAUAAUAUGUCUUUCUGUUGGGAUAUUGCAGUGCAGUUCGGUGGGAGCGGACUCCAUCAUUCACAUCGGUGCCAUUUUUGAGGAGAACGCAGCACGGGAUGAUGAGGUGUUUCAGUUGGCGAUCUCUGACCUCAGCCUCAACGAUGACAUUUUGCAGAGCGAGAAAAUCACCCACUCCAUAAAAUAUAUUGAACCCAACAACCCCUUUCAGGCAGUCCAGGAAGCAUGUGAACUGAUGACGCAGGGCAUCCUGGCGCUGGUCACAUCUACUGGCUGUGCGUCCGCUAGCGCACUGCAGUCCCUAACAGAUGCCAUGCACAUUCCACACCUGUACGUCCAGCGGAACGCUGAGGGAUCACCCCGUACUGCCUGCCAGCUCAAUCCAAGCCCCGAUGGAGAACGAUACACCCUCACUACACGACCACCCAUCCGACUCAGUGAUGUCAUGUUAACACUGGUCGGGGAGCUACGCUGGCAGAAGUUCAUCAUCUUUUAUGACAGUGACUAUGAUAUCCGUGGACUGCAGGUGUUUCUGGACCAGACCUCUCGUCAGGGUUUGGACGUGUCGCUGCAGCGAGUGGACCGAAAUAUCAGUGGUGUGUUCUCCAGUCUGUUCACCUCCAUGCGCACAGAGGAGCUCAACCGCUACCGAGACACUCUCAGAAGAGCUGUACUGCUGCUCAGCCCACGGGGAGCCCAAGUCUUCAUUCACCAGGCUGUGGAGACUAACCUGGCCUCCAAAGACAGUCACUGGGUGUUUGUGAAUGAGGAGAUCGGUGACAGUGAGAUUAUGGAGCUGGCUCACAGUUCUCUGGGCAGGUUGACGGUGGUAAGGCAGAUCUUCCCGCUGUGGAGAGAGAGCAGUGUGAGCUGUAUGCGAAACAACCACCGCAUCUCAUCGCUGCUCUGCGACCCUCAGGAGGGAUACCUGCAAUCGCUGGAGGUGUCUAAUCUGUACCUGUAUGACAGUGUGCUGAUGCUGGCCAACGCCUUCUACAGAAAACUAGAAGACAGGAAGUGGCACAGCAUGGCCAGUCUCAACUGCAUCAGGAAGUCAACCAAGCCCUGGAAUGGGGGCUGGUCCAUGUUGGAGACCAUCCAAAAGGGCCGUAUAACUGGUCUCACAGGAAUUAUGGACUUUAUGGACAAUGGAUCAAAUUCCCACGUUCAGUUUGAGAUUUUGGGAACCAGCUUCAGUGAGACGUUUGGAAAAGACAUAAAACGCUUGGCCACGUGGGAUUCUGUUCAUGGGCUUAAUGGCAGUCUAAAGGAGAGUCGAAUUGAGAACGGCAUGCAGGGGGUUACAGUCAAAGUAGUCACGCUGUUGGAGGAUCCGUUUGUGAUGGUGGCAGAAAAUAUCCUUGGACAGCCCAAGAGAUAUAAGGGCUUCUCAAUUGAUGUGCUAGACGCCUUGGCCAAGAUCCUCGGAUUCAAGUACGAGAUCUACCAGGUGGCAGACAGUAAAUACGGUUCUCAGCUGCCCAAUAGCUCUUGGAAUGGAAUGAUCGGGGAGCUCAUCAACAAGGCAACAGAUCUGGCAGUGUCUGCCAUCACCAUCACACCAGAGCGAGAGAACGUUGUGGACUUCAGCAAGCGCUACAUGGACUACUCAGUGGGGAUCCUUCACCACAAACCCGAGGAAAAGAUCAACAUCUUCUCCCUGUUUGCCCCAUUUGAUCUGGCCGUGUGGGCCUGUAUCGGGGCUGCCAUCCCUGUGGUGGGCGUUUUGGUCUUCCUGCUCACACGGAUGCAGAUGCUCCGAUCUCAGAAUCCACCAGGAGCCCAUCAGGCUUCGUCCAUGUCUAACUCACUGCACAGUGCCAUAUGGAUUGUCUAUGGGGCCUUUGUACAACAAGGUGGCGAUUCAGUGGUGGGGUCUGUGGCGUUGAGGAUCAUCAUGGGCAGUUGGUGGUUAUUUACAUUGAUUGUGUGUUCUUCUUACACCGCCAACCUGGCUGCAUUCCUAACCGUGUCUCGCAUGGACAACACUAUACGAUCAUUUCAGGACCUUGCUAGGCAGAUGGACUAUGCCUACGGCACUGUUAGGGACUCAGCAGUGUACGAUUACUUUAGAGCCAAGGGCACAAACCCACUGGAGCAGGACAGCACGUAUGCAGAGCUGUGGAGGACCAUCAGCAGAAACAAUGGACAGGACUUCUCUGUGUCCAGCCCCUCUGAAGGCAUACGCAAGGCUAAAAAAGGGCCAUAUGCAUUCCUGUGGGAUAUGGCAGUGGUGGAGUAUGCAGCGCUGACAGAUGACGACUGUACUAUUACUGUAUCCGGCAACAGUAUGAGCAGCAAAGGCUACGGCAUCGCCUUGCAGCACGGGAGUCCAUACCGAGACCUCAUCUCACAGAAGAUUCUGGAGCUGCAGGAGAAAGGAGAUCUAGAUGUGUUGAAGCAGAAGUGGUGGCCUCGCACAGGCCGCUGCGACCUCAACAGCCACACUAAUGCCCAGCCAGAUGGGCGCUCUCUCAAACUCCACAGCUUCGCUGGCGUCUUCUGCAUCCUUGCUGCAGGGCUUCUGCUGGCCUGUCUGGUGGCUGCGCUGGAGAUGUGGUGGAACAGCAACCGCUGCCGGCAAGAGCAGUCGAAAGAGGACAAGGAGGUGAACCUGGAGCAGGUGCAUCAGCGUAUGAACAGUCUUAUGGACGAGGACAUGGCACACAAGCAGAUUCCUGCGUCUAUCGAGAUCUCUGCCCUGGACAUCGGCAGCAUGCCGCCCAGCCUGCCGCGGGAAGCUGUGCUCGAUUACCCGGGCACGGGCCUGUCUGUGAGCACCUUCCUUCCGGAGCAGGCUCAUGGGGUGGGCCGGACGCUGGCACCGGGCCCUGGCAGGACCCUGCCCCUCCCUCUAAGCAGCUCCACCAUGCCCUCCAUCCAAUGCAAACACAGGGCUCCCAACGGGGGGCUGUUCCGACAGAGCCCCGCCAAGAUGCCAAUGUCCUACCAGUCAGUACCAGGAGGACCCAUCCCCGAAGCUAUUGAGCCCACUCACAGUACAUCCAUCUAAGACUGGCGUGAUCACAGGACGCCUUGAACUUGCUUUUCAAAGGAAGAUAAAAAGGGGGAGGUGCGGGUGUCGGGGCUCGGGAAACUAAUAAUGUGCAAAAAGAGUUUAAAAAUAGAGAGAGUAUGUAGAGAUUUUUAUUACGGGAAAAUAAAACACCAAAACGUAAAAAAUCAUUUUUCUUGUACAUAUUGUAAAUAUUGAAAGAGCAAAGUAAGUAAAAGUGUAUUUUGAAUAUUCUCAAUUUUUGAAGUUGAGUUACAAAAACAAGUGAAAAAACAAAAAGGACAUAGAAAAAUAAUUCAAAAAUGACUGUUUGAAUGGCUUUGUGAAUUUUGUUCUUUAUGGGUAAAGACUCCAAUUCAUUGUGAUUGUUUUCUAAGUGCCAAAAUAAAAGAUGUCUCUCUACAUUGUCUUACUAGAUGAUCAUACAUGGCUGUAAGACUCCAGAAGCAGAGUGUUGAUAAUUAUGCACUCAGAUGGUAAAAAUACUCAGAAACAUUCUGCGUUCUUCAGUACCUGCAAACAAUAUUGAUUAAUUUUCUGUAAUGGUGGACAGAUAUCUAGAGAAUAGGAUGGCAGAUGACUACUAAAUAUACUACAAUUUAGAAACAGCAAAUCCGAUGUACACAGAAUUUCUAAAGUGAAACAAACACUUGUUUUAUUCAAUAUGUUCAUGGCAACGUAAUUUCUGAUAAAUUGUCCUGGCCGAUAUAUUGACAUGUCACAAAUUGUCUGAUUUCCAGUUGUUGAUUGCAGAUAAAGAUGUAUGUGUUUGUGUUGAGUUGAUGUUGUUGGUUUACUAAACAAGUAAAUGCAAGCCAAUCAAAAUGUCAAAUUGCUUUAGCUUUGUUUUCACAGACAAACUAAACCAUCUUAAUUGAAGCAACAACAAAGAAGAAACUUUUUUUUGUUUGGUUUGUGUCUUAAUAUCAUUAUGGUUUUCUGUCUGUGAGCACAACCCAACCAGAGAGAACUUGUGCUUGAAACAUAGAAGUAUGCCGUAACUUUCAUUUUUUACAUAUCAAACAGGUUGAUGAAUAUGUACUCUGUGUGAAAGAGUUGUAAAGCGUUUUUUUGUCUUUUUGGUUUUGUUGUUGUUGUUUUACUGUA
This is a messenger RNA of Xyrauchen texanus (razorback sucker), 4216 nucleotides long. Its product is annotated as glutamate receptor ionotropic, delta-1-like. Gene Ontology annotation, cellular component: plasma membrane; postsynaptic membrane. NCBI's taxonomy places the organism in Eukaryota, Metazoa, Chordata, Actinopteri, Cypriniformes, Catostomidae. Gene Ontology annotation, molecular function: glutamate-gated receptor activity; transmitter-gated monoatomic ion channel activity involved in regulation of postsynaptic membrane potential. Gene Ontology annotation, biological process: monoatomic ion transport; synaptic transmission, glutamatergic; modulation of chemical synaptic transmission. Bases 83 to 3106 code for a protein of 1007 amino acids. The record is from RefSeq and is a predicted model, not a curated record. The transcript has 16 exons.